AGCAAAAAUAGAAAAGUUGGGUAAGAGCGGUGAAUUCAAUAAAUUGAAAAUUUUUUUUGGUAGGUUAAGUGGCUGAUGGAGAAAAUUUAGAGAGAGAAAGUGAAUAGGAGAGAGAGGGGGAACUGAAAAGAGAGAGUAAGUAUGAAAAGGUGAAAGCCGUGCGAUGCCUUGCAGCGGUUGCGUGUGGAAAGCAGAAAAUUGGUUGAAAGGCCGAACAGGAGAGAGUUUGGGUGCAAACCCCACUCGCGGCCGACGGAGCUCACACCUCACGCGCUCUUCACGCGUUCAAUUUGAAAGAGCAGCGCGAGGAAGACCUGGUUAUCAUGGAGCGUGUGGGCACGCGGAUCAGUUGAUGUUGGAGAAGCAUUGUUGAGAGAGAAAGGCAGUCAAGCUACAGUCAUAUUUAGAGAGAGAAGGAUGGAAAAAGAAAGUGAUAAAAAGUAAUCUACUCAUGAAUCUCUCUCUUCCCUUUCUCUCAAAGCUAAAAGGCCUCCUUUUUCUCUCUCUCUCUUCGUUAUCCCAGCGUAUUCAGACAAUUGAAUUUUUAUUUUCUAAAUGAAAUAAAAUAAAAGAUGACACCAAAAGGAGAGCAGAUUGCUCUGCGCAGAAAGCAUUUUCCAGAAAUCCUUGCAACUGAUAGUACUUCCACCUUCCUAUUUUCCAGAAAUUCUCUUUCACUUUCUCUUUCUCUUUCUCUCUCUACUAUAAAACAAAACAUUUUCCACGCCUUUUUCUCUGCACCCAAACUAAUUUACUUGACUUGGGGUUUUAUGCAGGCUCUGUAAUAUUUGAAAAAGUCGAGCUUUUUUUUUACCUCGGUGUUUUUGUUUAGGAUAUUUUUGAGCUUGAAUCCGAUAGGAGAGGUGUUGAUAAGAGAGAAAGAAGAGAGAGAGAGAAAUGAGGAGGGUUUUUGUGAAGGAGGGGAUCUGAUCUUUCCCUUUCGAGGUUGAAUUCUCGAACUGCUUUUUGAGUCACACGCAGACAAAGAUCCCUCUCUUAUGUAACUCAAGCUUAGCUACUCCUUUUAUUAUUUUUCCGGUUUUUCUUUUUUCCUUUUUCUUCUCUCUUGUGUAAAGGCUUUUAUGGUUUUCCCCUUGUGAUUCAUUUUUCCUGGAAGGCGAGAAAUUUGGAAUUCAUCUUUGUAGAAACCCUUGACUGGAAAUCCAUCCUUCGGAGGUGAAAGAGUAGAUAGAAUUAGAACACAUGCAUUAUUGAUAGCAGCCUCCCUUCUUCCAAGCCCCCAAUUUAGUUCAUCAGAUAUCGGUGCAAUUCAAAGGAUCAGAUUGCUUGUUGUGGAAUUAAAAGAAGGGGGAAAAAAUUGAAGCGAUAGAGGGAGAGAAAUGAGAGCAGGUCUCAGCACGAUCCAACAGACCCUGACGCCGGAGGCGGCUAGCGUGUUGAACCACUCGAUUGCGGAGGCGGGUCGUCGGAAUCACGGGCAAACUACGCCGCUUCACGUGGCAGCAACCCUUCUGGGCUCCCCCUCCGGCUUUCUCCGCCAGGCUUGCAUCCGAUCACACCCCAAUUCUUCCCACCCACUCCAGUGCAGAGCUCUUGAGCUCUGCUUCAGCGUCGCACUUGAGCGCCUCCCAACCGCCCAAAACAUCUCCCCAGGCCUUGAACCCCCCAUCUCCAAUGCUCUCAUGGCCGCCCUUAAGCGCGCCCAAGCGCACCAGCGCCGCGGCUGCCCUGAGCAGCAGCAGCAACCUCUUCUCGCUGUCAAGGUCGAGCUUCAACAACUCAUCAUCUCCAUACUCGAUGACCCCAGCGUUAGCAGGGUCAUGCGCGAGGCUAGCUUCUCCAGCCCUGCUGUCAAGGCCACCAUUGAGCAGUCCAUGAAUUCCCCACCCACACCCAAUGUUUCUCCUUCCCCAAUUGGAUUGGGUGGCUUCCGAGGACCCGGUGCCCCCACCUCCACCCCCACUCCCACCCCAACCCGCAAUUUGUAUUUGAAUCCGCGGUUGCAGCAACAAGGCAACGCCGCCACCGCUGCGGCUGCCAACCAGUCCGGCCACCAGAGGGCCGAGGAAGUGAAGCGCGUUGUUGAUAUUUUGUUGAGAACUAAGAAAAGAAAUCCGGUGCUGGUGGGCGAAUCAGAGCCGGAGGCCGUGAUGAAGGAGCUACUUAGGAGAAUUGAGAAGAGGGAUUUCGGAGAUGGACCACUGAAGAAUGUCGAGGUGAUUUCUCUUCACAGGGAGCUCUCUCUUAAUAAUUCCGAUAGAACUCAAAUACCCACCAAGCUAAAGGAAUUGGGUAGAUUGGUGGAAGCCCGAAUCGGAGGUGGAAGCAUUAUUCUUGAUUUAGGGGACCUGAAAUGGCUUGUCGAGCAGCCGGUGAAUUUAGGAGUUGCCGGCUCUGGUACAGUUGGGCAGCAGGUUGUUUCAGAGGCAGGGCGCGCUGCUGUGGCAGAGAUGGGGAAGUUACUGGCGACGUUCGGAGAGGGUAGCAAUGGCCGGCUUUGGUUGAUUGGGACUGCUACUUGUGAGACUUAUUUGAGGUGCCAGGUCUAUCACCCUUCCAUGGAAAAUGAUUGGGAUCUGCAGGCAGUGCCAAUUGCUGCUAGAACCCCUGUUCCAGGGCUUUUUUCGAGAUUUGGGACAAAUGGGAUUCUUAGCAGCUCUGUUGAGUCUCUGACACCAAUGAAGAACUUUCCAACUGCAAUAACUGCUCUACCAAGGCGUGUCUCUGAGAACAUGGAUCCUGCUCAGAAAAUGAGCUGCUGCCCACAGUGCAUGGAGAAUUAUGAACAAGAGCUAGGAAAGCUUGAAGGCCAGGAGUUCGAGAAGUCAUCAUCUGAAGUGAAAUCAGAAGUGUCUCGGUCAUCACUCCCACAGUGGUUGAAGAAUGCUAAAGCUCUGGACGGUGAUGUUAAAACAACAGAUCAGUCACAGACCAAGGAUCAAGAACUGAUCUGGAAGCAGAAGCCUCAAGAUUUACUAAAGAAAUGGAAUGACACAUGCUUGCAUCUACAUCCUAAUUUUCAUCAGCCCAACCUCAACUCUGAGAGAAUCACUCCAACAGCUCUCUCGAUGACGGGCUUGUACAAUGCGACUCUGCUUGGGCGGCAAGCCUUCCAGCCCAAGUUACAACCAACCAGAAACCUUGGAGAAACUCUGCAGUUGAACUCAAAUCUUGUGGCCAACCAACCAUGUGAACAGGCAGUUACACCACCUGGAAGCCCUGUACGGACUGACCUUGUUCUUGGGCGAACAAAGAUCAAUGAAACCACCACAGAGAAAAUCCAUAAAGAGCAUGUCAAAGACUUUUUCCAGUGCAUUUCUUCUGAAUCACUGAACAAGUUCCAUGAAUUGCAAAAUGACAAACUUAGCCCAUUGGAUGCCGACUCAGUCAAAAAGCUUCUCAAGGGUCUGGCAGAGAAGGUCUCAUGGCAGCAGGAUGCAGCACGUACUGUGGCUACAACUGUGACCCAAUGCAAAAUGGGCAAUGGAAAACGGCGAAGUGCUGGGUCAAAGGGUGACAUAUGGCUAUUGUUCACGGGUCCCGACAGGAUUGGCAAGAAGAAGAUGGCAGCUGCUCUUUCAGAGCUGGUAUGUGGGGUCAAUCCAAUUAUGAUAUGUCUUGGUUCAAGGCGUGAUGAUGGGGAAUUGGAUAUGAAUUUCCGUGGUAAAACAGCAGUGGAUCGCAUUGCAGAAGCAGUUAGGAGAAACCACUUCUCAGUAAUUAUGCUUGAGGACAUUGAUGAAGCAGAUAUGCUUGUUCAAGGGAGCAUAAAACGGGCCAUGGAGAGAGGGCGACUUGUUGAUUCCCAUGGCCGUGAGGUAAGUCUUGGGAAUGUCAUCUUCAUCCUCACUGCAAAUUGGUUGGUUGAUAAUCGCAAAAGCUUGUCCAACAGCACUUUGCUGAACGAGGAGAAGCUUGCUUCUAUCGCAGGUGGUGGUUGGCAGUUAAAAUUAUCUGCUAGUGAGAAGUCGGCUAAGCGGCGAGCCAAUUGGCUGCAUGAUGAAGACCGGUCCACCAAGCCUAGGAAGGAAAAUGGUUCUGCUCUGUCAUUUGACCUUAAUCAGGCAGCUGACACUGAAGAUGAUAGGGCAGAUGGAUCUCGCAAUUCAAGUGACCUCACCAUUGAUCACGAAGAUGAGCAGGGCCCUGAAAACAGGUGUCUGCCUCCAACUUCAGCAUCGAGGGAGUUGCUCAAUUCAGUAGACAAUGUCAUUACCUUCAAGCCUGUAGACUUUAACCCAAUUCGACACCAAGUCAGAAGCUGCAUUGCCAGAAAAUUUUCCUCCGUCAUGGGUGACAAGCUUUCAAUCCAAGUAGAAGAUGAAGCGCUGGAGAAGAUCCUAGGGGGAGUAUGGUUAGGCAGAAGCGGGUUAGAAGAGUGGGCAGAGAAGGUUUUGGUGCCUGGGUUCCACCAGCUAAAGGCAUCCAUGUCCUCCACUGAUGCCGCUUGUGAUGAGUCUACGAUGCUUGUUCGGCUUGAAUUCUUCGACUCUGAUUCAGAUAGCCGGGGCUAUGGAGAUUGGCUGCCAAGUAAAAUAACGGUGGUGGUUGGUGGGUCGUGACACGUGAUUUCUGUUGGUAUCACCUCAUCUCUGAUGGGUAGGAAUGUAAAUAUGCCCAACUAGUUGGCCAGGGUCGUCGACGGUUGGAGAGGGUAAAGAAAGAUGGUUAAAAACAAAAAAAAGAGGCAAAAAAAAAGGAAAAAAAAAAAAAAACAGUGGGACCGGGGGAUGAUUAGGUUAGCGGUAUCUUUAAGUGCCAGGCUCUGUCUCACUUUUUAUUUUAUUUUAUUUUUAUUUAUAGUAUUUUGAUUAUAAAUAUUUAUUAAUUACAUGAACUUUGAUUAAUAAGAUGAGGCAUUCCUCUGUUUGUUAUAGUUUAA
This is a messenger RNA of Vitis vinifera (wine grape), 4843 nucleotides long. RefSeq names its product protein SUPPRESSOR OF MAX2 1. The record is from RefSeq and is a predicted model, not a curated record. The transcript is spliced from 3 exons. Gene Ontology annotation, molecular function: ATP hydrolysis activity; ATP binding. Lineage: Eukaryota; Viridiplantae; Streptophyta; Magnoliopsida; Vitales; Vitaceae. Bases 1341 to 4523 code for a protein of 1060 amino acids.